AAACAAAGCCAACCUCAGAGGAGACCACAGCUGGGCAAGACGCACUGAUUCCCAUACACAUCCAGACAAAGUCAAAAGCGAAGCAAGAAGAGACUAACCUCAACCAUGGAAAGACAACAUCAAUAACAUGGACUAGCGUGGGGAGUCAACACCAUCGCAACGCCAAAGACCGGAGACACACCGAGACACUCAAAAAUUCCAGAAGAGUGAAGACUGAGGAGACGUUACACGACACCGAGAUCAACCAACGACCGACUGAACUGGUCUUCCACAGCAGUCUGAGGACAAUGGCUACACCAUGCAAGCGGGGGAGAGGGGCCGUGAGAUUCAGGUCCAGCAGCAGGAGCAGAAAAUUGCACAUGACUCACUUACAGGCCAACGUACCUCAACCAGCCCCUCAAGGAGACAAUGAGGCUCUCAAGCAUCAUCUCUUGAAAAUGCUUGUGACUGACCUGAUGCCCCUGAGCACCGUUAAAGACGCCGGUUUUCGAGCCUUCACGCGGGCCCUAAACCCGACCGUUGACCUACCAUCCUCCGUGGCGUGGGUGCGCGCCGAACUCCUGAGCGUGCACGAGGGCAUCAAGUCCGAGGUGAAGGAGAUGCUGCAGUCCGUCCCCGAGGUCGCCUUGACCGCCGAAAUGUGGACGCACCCCUCGGAAGGGGCCUACCUGACGGCGAGCUGCCACUUCAUCGACAAGUACUGGAAGAGGCGGAGCUUGGUGUUGGAGACGGCCCACUUGGGCGCGCAGCGGGACGCGGCGAAGGUGGUGGACCUGCUCCUGAAGCUGUCUAGCAGGUGGGGCAUCGCCGAGAAGGUGAAGGUGGUGGUGUCCAACAUGAUGGGCAAGGGGAGCAUGACGGAGAGCUGCGAGGCCAAGGGCUGGGCGCACGUGCGCUGCUUCGUCUGCACGCUGGACGUGGCGUUCUGCGAGGCGCUGGCUCUCCUCGACGCCUGGGCGUGCCGGGCGCGGCAGCUGCUGAAAAAGUGCCGGAGCGUGGUGCGCUUCUUCCAGCACGACCGCGACGCCCAGCGGCAGCUCCGAGCCAACCAGGAGACGCUGCAGCUCAGCCCGCUGCGGCUGGUGCAGGCCUCAGAGGACACGUGGCUGGACGUCUGCACCAUGCUGCAGAGGCUGUCGGAGCAGCGCAACGCCAUCAACAUGGUGCUCAUCCAGCGCGUCAGAGCCGACCUGUGGUUGAACGAUGAAGACGCGGCUAAAAUCGACGCCAUCGUGGCGGCCUUCCAGCCCCUCAAAGACGCGGUGAAGGAGAUGGACAGCGACGGGUACGAAUGCAUCUCGAAUAUCAUCCCGCUCGUGACCAAGAUGCAGAAGUCAAUGGCCAGGCUCGCGGAGGAGGGGAACGAGGUGGCCAGGGCGAUGGCCGAGGUUUUCACGAGACACUUGGGUCACGCGGGGGACAAUCGCUGGAUGACCCUGAGCACGGCCUUGGACCCACGCUUCAAAAACAUCUUGUGGUUCGACAGCAGGGCACAGACUAUCGAGCACAAACUCCAAACGGAGCUGAAAGCCGUAAGCCCGAGCAGAGGCUCCGAACAUUCGGGCGCCCAGUCGCCCGAAAUUACGGAAAUACUGAACGAGUACAAGAGCACCAGCACCAUGUUGCCAAAUCAGAACCCGCUUGACUUUUGGAGACUGCCCAGGAGGCUAAAGAAGCUAAGCUUCGUCGCGCUGAAAUACCUCACGGUCGUGUCGACAGUCGUCCCUCUACGGCGUGCCUUCAACCAGGAAGUUUCUAGAAGGCUUCACUACAACAGGUGCCACCUGGAGCCAGAGAACGUGAACUUGAUGCUGUUCCUAAAUGGACACUGGUCCAUCGAGAGCAGUGACUCAUCAGAUUAGAAUAUUUUCAUACCUUUUCUAUUUGGUGAACCUCAAACAAUCGUACACAAUUCUGUGUGUAUGUCACUUCUGUUUCUGUACUAUACUGACGUUCUGACGGGAUUAUUUAUACGUAACUUGUAAAGUUAUUACUUAUAUACAUGAAUAUAUAUCAAAAUAUGUUAUAAAUAUAAUAAAAACAACUAUUUGUUUAUACAACUUUAAUGCUGAUUCAUGAAUGAUACGGAACGGAUAAGUACCAAACCUGAAUAAACACCGCCAUCUAGUGGUGAGAACGUUACACUCUACAACUAGAAAAUGCACCUCGAAAGUGCUUUUGUCAUGAAAUAUAGCCAACAUCAAGGUGCAAAUAUGCAUUUAAGGCAACCAUAUCUCUUAUUGAAGUCUUGAUUAACAACUAAAUGAAUGGCUUACCCAUAUUUUCCUAAUGAAAUCAGUCAGUCAUUGACAAGUGUAAGGAUGUCUCCCAGUAGUCUCAGUCAGUCAAAGGCACCCCUAUCAUGGAGUUUUUUGUUCCGAUGCGACCUCAUAAUUCUGAUGAUAUCCACUGUGGUUGUCUUCAGGGGGGUCAUAAAUAAGAGGAGGCUAAAGUUGACGGCUUACGGGCUAUCUAGUAGUUCUGACCAUAGACAUCUAUAUAUGUCUAUGGUUCUGACACGGAAGUCCUCGAACAUGACCGAGUAGUUUACCGAGUAAGGGGCCCCGGGGGAAAACAAAACGUUAACGUCAGAAGGAAACGAGAAAAGACAUGAAAAGAGUGUAAUGAAGGAGUGAGUGGCUGAAGACUCUUUCAAAUAACAUCUGAAAAAUUCCGUUAGUGGAGACAAAUGUGGCCUACAUAUGAUAUGGCGGGCCGUCAGGCCCUGGAAGAUGAAAGACCGAAAGAAACGGCACUGCAUAUGCACUAUUGAUGAGGUCCAUUACCUACCUAAACAGCAGAAUCCUUGGUAAUACCUUGGACAUCUCUGAUGUCUAUUCAUAGUUGCAUUUGCAGAGUGUGCUGAUCUGAAAGACCAAAAAGAAAAACUCUAAUUGCCUUUCAAUUACCAUGAAAUCCGCCUCAAUCCUUUGUAUAAAAAUACAGAAUCAUCGUUCACAUUCAGAUGAAAGACACAAAGUUCAAUUUACCGCAGAUAUAUCUCUAUGCCCGCCGGGAGU
Clupea harengus (Atlantic herring) is the source of this 3020-nucleotide messenger RNA. RefSeq lists its product as uncharacterized. The record is from RefSeq and is a predicted model, not a curated record. Bases 288 to 1862 code for a protein of 524 amino acids. NCBI's taxonomy places the organism in Eukaryota, Metazoa, Chordata, Actinopteri, Clupeiformes, Clupeidae. Gene Ontology annotation, molecular function: protein dimerization activity. The transcript is spliced from 5 exons.